Daphnia pulex (common water flea) is the source of this 1246-nucleotide messenger RNA. Its product is annotated as aquaporin-10-like. Gene Ontology annotation, molecular function: water channel activity; glycerol channel activity. Gene Ontology annotation, biological process: glycerol transmembrane transport; water transport. NCBI's taxonomy places the organism in Eukaryota, Metazoa, Arthropoda, Branchiopoda, Diplostraca, Daphniidae. The coding region runs from base 80 to 1033 and encodes 317 amino acids. Gene Ontology annotation, cellular component: basolateral plasma membrane; plasma membrane. The record is from RefSeq and is a predicted model, not a curated record. The transcript is spliced from 7 exons.
ACAAGGUUACACUCUGGUCGCGAUCACAAGGUGUAUAGCUCACAUUUCUUCCUGUAAGAGCGCAAGUAAAAGACUUAACAUGUGUAAAAGAUUCCGUGUCCCGUCUUUGUUUCGAGCAGCAUUCGCUGAAUUCAUUGGCACCUUCAUCUUGGUUGUCAUCGGGAACGGGAGCAUAGCGCAAUCGCAGUUAACAAAUGGCGAAAAAGGUGAUUACUUCACCAUUAACUGGGGAUGGGCUUUAGGGUGUUCGCUGGGAAUUCUUAUUUCCUCCAAUAUAUCAGGGGGCCAUUUGAAUCCAGCCGUGACACUGGCACUUGCACUAGUUCGUCAUUUCCCGUGGAAAAAGUUGCCGGUGUAUUGGUGUGCACAGUAUCUAGGAGCUAUGGCCGCUUCUGGGACCGUCCUUGGAGUCUAUCACGAGGCAAUCUUGGUAGGAAAAGUCGACGGGGAAUUUCGGAUCAGAAAGAACAUUACCGAACCCGGUAUGGCUUCUAUUUUCGCCAAUUACCCAGCCCCAUAUUCAUCGGCUAGCAUUGGACUGGUCGAAGAGAUAUUAUCGACCAUGAUCUUCAUGCUCGUGAUAUGUGUGGUGACGGACAAAAGGUAUUCAAACGUGCCGAAUUUCUUGCAGCCACUCUACAUCGGCUUCACCUUGUUGGCCAUCGGGGUCGCAUACGGAUCGAAUGGAGGUUACGCUCUCAACCCGGCUCGUGAUUUGGCUCCCCGUUUGGUCACCUUUCUUGGUGGGUGGGGGCUAGGUGUAUUUAGUUUUCGGGAUUACAAUUGGUUCUGGAUCUUUUUGGUCGGUCCGCACGUUGGAGCCAUUCUGGGCGUUUGCAUAUUUCACUUCAUUUUGAAAAAAGGCCAAGCAGAUCCCGCUGAAAUGGUUUCAUCCAUAACAACUUCGUCAAUUGAUUCGCGCCACUGGCAGCACUUCAACACGCAUCUGCCAAAUGCAGAGCAACAAUCGCACUAUCAAUUCCCAGAAGAAAGCCACAAAAGCAGAGACUCCUAUAACACGAAAACACUGUGAAAUUUUCGGCUAAUUGUCUUUUAUUAUCCGCACUCGGCCAAAACUGAUUUGUUUGGUACUAGCGUUGAGAUAUUCGUUGCUGUCACAUUCUUUUAAUUCAAACGAGAAGAUGAAACUUAAUUGCGCAUGUGAUAGACACACGGAAUGAAUACACAUAUACACACAUUGUUGAAUAUGGAAGAGUACAGCGAAUAAAGGUCGUCUUGUCGGCAA